Messenger RNA from Saccostrea cuccullata (small rock oyster), 7977 nucleotides. RefSeq names its product E3 SUMO-protein ligase RanBP2-like. Gene Ontology annotation, biological process: nucleocytoplasmic transport. Gene Ontology annotation, cellular component: cytoplasm; nuclear pore. The coding region runs from base 66 to 7946 and encodes 2626 amino acids. Gene Ontology annotation, molecular function: GTPase activator activity; protein binding. The record is from RefSeq and is a predicted model, not a curated record. NCBI's taxonomy places the organism in Eukaryota, Metazoa, Mollusca, Bivalvia, Ostreida, Ostreidae. The transcript is spliced from 37 exons.
UCUGAUUGGUCAAAAUUUACCGGCAUGGAGUUCGCGAAAAGUUGAAGCGAAAGCGAAAAUUCAUAAUGUCGAUAUCAACUCCGCAACGUUCACGCGGAUCGAAUCGCUGUAAAGAAGAUGUCGACCGAUUUGUUGACCGCAUACAAGAAUCUGAAAGAGCUGCUAGAGGAUAUCAGAUUGGUCUUUUGUAUUAUGAAGUCAAGGAAUAUGACAAGGCAAAAAGGUAUGUGGAGGAGCACAUGGCCAUCAGACCCCGGAUUCCCCAGACUCACAAACUCCUGGGGCAGAUAGAGGAGGCAUGCAACCACCCUGUCGAGGCCAUCGAAGCUUACAAAAGGUCACUGGAGCUGGAUGGGAAACAAAAAGCAUUAAUUUUGAAAAUUUGUGAGCUUUACGAUCAAGUUAAAGACGAAGAUCCUCAAGUCUUAAAAUACUGGUACAAAAGAGGAGAGAGUUUCUAUCCAAGCCAUCCUGCUAUUUUUAGACUCAAAGAGAGAGUCAUAUCCCGGGGAGAUGGGGAUGUUAAAGACAUGGAGAAAUUCUAUCUGAUGGAAAUCAAUAAGAAUCAGGAUGACGUUACGUUACACUGUAAGCUCCUGGAAGUCUAUCUUCAGUCAGAGAAAACACUGAGAGAUGCCUACAGAUACUGUACAGAUCCCACCAAGUUCAACAAGUUCCUAGGUCAGAGGGAGUGGUUAGAGGUGGUCAUCAAAGUGUUCGAAGCUUAUGAGAAGAAAGAACAAGUGUCCACUGAUACCAGGUUCCAGACCCAGAAACUAAUGGUUUUGAUUGGCCUUCUGUAUUGUCAGCUGACAGGAAAUGACCUUAUGACCUGUGUGUCAUUGCUGCAUCAACUUGACCAGAAUCUGUUCAGUGCUUCACUGCUGUCCUCCACUAAACCUGAUUGGCAGGCCUUCCUUAAGGAGGUUCAGGGACAGCUCUACUUCCUGUUUGGAUUAAUGUUAUACAAAAGAGCUGAAAAGAGACAGAUUACCUGGAGGGAUGCCAGUUCUUUUGCUGCUGUAUGUUUGAUGGUCAGCAGUAGCCUCCCUUUGUUGGAGACAAGAAGCUCCUGGUACAAAAUGAUGAACGCUGAUCAGAAGAAGAUGUUUGGUCGACUCCGGAAGUUAAGCUGCUAUCGGCACAGCCAAGGGGGUUAUCUGCUGUUGCCACUGACGGAGCGCGGUAAUGUGGCACGUAUGAAGGAGUAUCGUCAGUUACAGACCGGGAAGGCCGUAGACAGGAUGUAUGAACUGAUGUUUACACUGAGGGAGAUGAGAAACAAAGCCAGGUCUUCCUUCAUUGUCAUGAAGGAUCUAUUUAUAGCAACCUCACUAGUGGCUCCCUCUAGGCAGGCACUGGAGACUUAUGAUGAAGGAGUGUUCAGUUUACACGAGGGUAACUUACAAGAGCUGGUAUGGAUCGCUCUGAAUAGAUGCUCCUCACAGGAAGUGUCUCAGAAGUCUUAUCCACUCUGUAUACCUGAUAAAAUCCCAUUGUCCACCAAUGACCUGAGUUCUGCAGCCCCAGAAUCCUUGUGUCAACUGGAUAUAAUGGCUUUCUUCAUUGCGACAGUGAAGUGUGCAUCCUCGGCUUUUGAGGAGCGGUGUAAGGGGACAAGAUUCGACCAGUACCAGCCUCGAUUACUCCCAGCAUGCCUCAGUGUGCGACUGUGUACGGAAUCCCAGUGUGAGUGGUGGACUGCGAUGUACAAGUUCUGUCACAAUCUGGCGCGGGACCAGACCCCCAGACUGAGACUGGUUAUACAGAAAGGCCUGGAGACGGUCCGACUGCUGGGAACUCACGGAGUGUCUGCUGCACUCAUUAUUCACCUCGCCAGGACUUUUGAUGAAAGGGUGAAAGAACUAAAAGCUUUGGAAUUGGACCAUGGGGUCAAGCUGCAUGCUUUUGAGAGAAGAGCAGCUCAUUACUGGCAGGAGGCCACACUGAUGUUAUCAAGAAUGGAAAGGAAACUGAACAUCCCUCUACCCCGGGACAGAAUCUUUACGGACGAUCAACAGAUGAACCUGGACGAGAACCAGAUUCAGGACCUGAUAGAACAGUCCAAAUUCUCCCUGGCAACUGUUGCUAUGCGGGAGGGCCGUUUAGAGGAAGCCAGAGAACAGUUCCUGAAGUUAAAGAUUCCCUGGGCCACUUACUAUUUGUCCCAGAUAUACAGAACAAUGGCAGAUGAGAUCCAUCCUUCAGAUGAUGAGUCAACCAAUCAGAAGUUAGCUCUUGUUGAACAGUCACUAGACGCCCUCUAUCAGACAUUGGAGAAAAUUCAGGGGGAGAAAAAUCAUGAGCUGCACAGGAUAGUUCCCAAUGACAUCGAUGAAAGUGUGUGUGAGCUGGAGAAUCUACGCCGGGCUUCACUCGGUGUCUCUGUGGUAGACAGUGUGUCAGGGUAUGAAGACGCUAAGGAUGAGGUGUCAGGGUCAGAUGAGGACACACCCAGUUACAGCACCCCAAAGGCCAGCCACACACCCCAGGACUAUUCCCAGCGGUCCCAGUCCCCCCUGUCUGCCCUGCCCUCCUGUAGCAGUACCCCGGCCGUUAAGGAAUCCUCGUCAGCUAGUGGGCUGACCAACAGCAGUACACCCGCCCUCAGGGGGAAGUCUCCAGCCAACGUCCACUUCAGCUUCAGUGAGAGGAGCCGGACAAGGCCGAGCCCUGAGCGGUUAGAAGCCAGACUCUGGGCCCUGGAGGCCAAACAACAGACCACACUAGACUUGGUGACUGAAUUAAAGGAGCAGCUAAAGGAGAUGAGAGAGGACCGGGCCCGGUUCCGCGAGCUGGAGAGGAGGAUGAUGGACCACAUGAUGUUAUGCAGUUCGCGGCCCCAGGCUCCCCAGCCCUACAUCCCCCCUCACAUUCCCCCACCCCCUCAGGCAUACCCCUCCCAAGUCCCCGGCCUACCCGCCCAGUAUACCUACCCCCCAAACUCCUGGGUACAGUCUAGCUACAAUUACACUCAGUCUGUGUCCCCUAUCCCCGGGGGAGGACCGAUGUCCAAUCGUCGACAGUAUGGGAGGGGCGGUCAGCUGAGGCCGGAGUAUGAGGAGGACCUAUAUCAGUUUGGGGAGGACCUGUAUGAGGAUGAUGGGUCCCAGCCCCUCCCUGCCGUGUGCCCCGAGUCACAGUUAGUACAGGACUGGCCAUUUGGUAACAAGGCUGGUGUGGAAGGAAAGUCGACCAUAACCUACUCCCCUCAGCCGUCAGUAGGCAGUAGAAUGCCUCCUCAGUCAGGCUUCCUUGCCAGCAACUUGAGGGGUCAGGCCAUUCAGUACCACGCUAGUGCUCAGGAACAGAAACCGAUGCCUGGCCCUGGAUUUUUCUCCUCCCCUACGCCGGAGGCCCCACCGUCAGCCUCAGUGAUAGCCCAGGCCCUGGCUAAGUCAGCUUCUCCUUCAGUGACCCCCGCCCCCUCCAUCCCGGGACAACCCUCCCCCAGCAUGUCAGCUGCUCUCUCAUCCACUGGUGGAACAGUGGGCUCCUCCCUACCACUGUUUGGUAGUCUGAUGGCGGCCUCCAAAUCCCCAGACAAGGUCAUGACUGGUGAGCUAGCUGGACAGAACAAGCCAUUCUCAUUCCUACCCUCCACUCUGUCCACCAGCACUACCCCAUCCCAGGGUGGGGGCACCACGAGUCAGAGUGGUGUCCCAGCCACCCAGAGCAGUUCCAUGCCCUUUACCUUUACUGGAUUUGGAGCAAAUCCGCAAGUACCAACCUCUUCAGUGUCAGGAUCGACAUCUGCCAGUCAACUUGGUGGUGGAUCUGUGUUCUCAUUUAACAAACCGGUGUUUGGAACCACCCCUGCUACCACCUCAUCCACGGAAACCUCUGCCACAGCUUCUCCUUUUGCAGCUUUCACUGGAUUUGGGUCGUCAAACCUACCAUCAUUCAGUGCACUUAGAACCGACAAGCCUGCUACAGGAUUUGGGGCAGCCACCACUCCUGUUACCAGUCCUGUCAAACAGAUUCCUGCUAAUACUUCAUCACAUUCCACACCAUCCCCACGUAAACGAAACGACAGUAUGACAAUGGAGGAAUAUGAACCUAAUGUGGACUUCAAGCCUGUUAUAGAUCUACCAAACCUUGUAGAAGUCAGAAGUGGGGAGGAGGAGGAGGAGGUACUGUUCUGUCAGAGGGCCAAGCUGUUCCGCUUCGAUGCCGACUCCAAUCAGUGGAAGGAGAGGGGGAUCGGAGAAAUGAAGAUCCUGAAGCAUCGCGGCUCCAACAAGUCGAGAAUCAUGAUGAGGCGAGAGCAGGUGCUCAAGCUUUGUGCCAACCACCAGAUUACCAAAGACUUAAAGCUGUCAACGAUGGCCAACUCCGACAAGACGUGGUGCUGGGUCGCCAACGAUUACUCCGAGGAGGAACUUAAGGUGCAGAGCCUCGCCGUCAGGUUCAAGACGCCGGAUCUGGCUGAGAGAUUUAAGGAGGUGUUUGAGAAAUGUCAAAGUGAGGCAGAGGAUGUGUCCUGUACUACAGAGACAAAGGAGACGGGUAAAACAGAAGUGUCUAAGGAAGAUAAUUCAAAACCAGAAGCACCAACUGAAGGUAAACAAAUGUCUUUAAAGGAGAUGUUUAAACCCAAGGAGGGGACCUGGACCUGUGACACUUGCAUGGUUCCUAAUGAUCGUGAUGCCAUCUUCUGUUUGGCAUGUAACACAGGGAAGCCAGGUUCUGACCCUAAACUGGUCAAGGAGGCCAUCAAGAAGAGUACACCAAAGACAGAAAAGCCCAGCCUGGCGGCCAUGUUUAAACCUAAGCCUGGAUCCUGGUCAUGUGACGGCUGUCUGAUCCAGAACGAGGCUGAUAAGUUACGUUGUGUGGCCUGUAACACUCUAAAGCCAGGGGUCAAGCCAGAGGAUGUCAAGGAGGACACCAAGGGGCCUGGAGUACAGUCAGCAGGUCUGUCCUACUUUACCACAACAACCACUGCUAACUCUGCAGCUCCAUCUGGAGGAUUUGUGUUUGGAACCCCAGCAACAACGACUUCCAGCAGUUCAUCAGGAGGGGGAUUUGUAUUUGGUACCUCAACUACAAAGACAACUACCACAUCUACUGUCACUGCUGCAUCGACUGGUGGCUUCACAUUUGGUAAAACAGCAACUGCAGACUCCACAAAAACUUCUGGAUUCACAUUUGGUAAAACAGAUAAAACAACAGCAGACUCCACCACAACCUCCAGCUUCAACUUUGGAACUCCAGCGGAAACAACAGCAGACACAACACCAACCUCUGCUGGCUUCAGUUUUGGGUCUCCUGCUACAAAAACGACCUCUGCUAAACCAGAAGUAGUGUUUGGUUCCCCCGCAACAAAGCCUGAGGUGACCUCAGCCUCCACCACUCAGUCAGGCACGUCUGGUCAAGGGUUUGUAUUCGGAACGUCUGCUUCCAAAACAACAGGAUCCUCUGAAUCAACUGGAUUUAACUUUGGUGGAAUUAAAAGUUCAAGUUUUGCUUUUGGGAGUCAACCAACAAAAGAGGAGAAAGCAGACUCAUCUGCAGAAGCUGACAAAAAGACUGAAACCAAAUCAGAGGAAUCCAAAUCAGAAUUGGACUUUGGAUCAUCAAGAACUGCUGGUUUUACAUUUGGACAGAAAUCAUUUAACUUGGGAUCCAAAUCACCAGAGCAGAAGCCUGAUUCAACCACAGCCGCAACCAGCACUCAGCCAAAGUCUGCAGAACCUCCCAAACCUGAGGGAAAGCAGGAGGAGUCCAGUUCUAAAGCAUUCACCUUCAGUAAGGAACCCCCAGUGUUUGGUGCAGACAGCAGUGGAAAAUCUGGAUUUCAGUUCAAGUUGGAUUCAGCAUCAGACAGCAAAGAAAAAAGUCUGUUUAAGUUCACCUUCUCUCCCCCAAAGUCCAGUUCAACUGUACCGGGGUCUCCAGAGGUAGAUAAGGAGGGAAUGUACAUCAACAAGGAGGGAGAGGACGAUCAUAUUUACUUUGAGCCGGUGAUUAAUCUCCCAGAAAAGGUGGACGUAGUGACAGGGGAAGAGAACGAGACGGUAUUGUUCGCACAUCGUGCUAAACUUUACCGCUUCCACAACAAUGAAUGGAAGGAGCGGGGACUGGGAGAUAUUAAAAUUUUAGAAAAUGAACAGACAAAGAAAAUCAGAAUUUUGAUGAGACGUGAACAAAUCCAUAAGAUAUGCUGUAACCACUACAUCACUACAAAACUUGACUUAAAACCCAUGCCAAACUCAAAUGGAAAAGCUUGGAUUUGGUUCGCUAUGGACCACUCUGAUGAGGAACCAAAGUAUGAAAAUUUUUCAGUUCGUUUCAAAACUCCUGACAUUGCCAAUAGGUUCAAGGAAGCAUUUGAUAAAGCCAAGCAGAAGGUUUGUGGACAGAGUUCAGCCCCAGGUUCCCCUGCUGUGUCUGCUGGACCUUCUAAACCUCCCACCAGUCUCCAGUCUCUGUUGAGCCAGGAUGAGGAUGUAGUGCUGGUUAAGGAAGAUAAAGCGACUCCCGAGCAGAUAGAGCUGGCUAGGAAGUUCCUGUUACCUGACCACUUCUAUCUCUAUGAGAAAGCCCCACCCUGCCCGGGCUGUAUUGGCUGUGAAGAUUACCAAGAAGGGACAAAAAUCUCGAGGAAAACAAGGACACCUACCCCAAAGAAAAAUCAAGAUGAGAUGUCCAGCUCUUUGUCCUCUGGAGGUAUAUUUGGUGCCUCAGCAGCUCCCCCUGGUGGGUUGUUUGGUGCUCAGGCUACAGGAGGAGGAGAUACUGGUGACACCCCUAGUCUGUUUGGUCAGAGGUCAGCGGGGGGAGUCUUUGGAGGGGGAGGUGGCUCUGGAUUCUCCUUCUCAGGCCUGGCUGCCAGCUCAGGAACAGAUGCUAAUGCCUUCAAAAAAGAUGACAGUAAACCAUUUAAUUGGAUGGGAGCGGGGCAGAAACUCUUCACCCAUGAGGACAGAGAUGAGGAGGGAGAUGAAGUAGCCCAGGGGGAGGAUCCUCAUUUUGAACCAGUGGUCCCCCUCCCUGACCUUGUGGAGGUCAAAACAGGAGAGGAGGAUCAUGAAAAAAUCUUCAGUCAUCGAGCCAAGCUGUUCCGCUAUGACGGAGACACAAAACAGUGGAAGGAGAAAGGAAUCGGGGAAAUGAAGAUUCUAAGACACACUGGAACAGGACAUUACAGACUACUGCUGCGAAGAGAGCAGGUGUAUAAGCUAGCUUGUAAUCAGAAUCUGACCUCUGACCUCAAGUUCCAGCCAAUGGCAACCUCUGAGACAGCUUGGUGUUGGGUUGGACAGGAUUUCAGUGACAAUGAACCAAAGUUGGAGCAGCUUGCUGUUAAGUUUAAGAGUGUUGAUUUAGCCAAAGAAUUCAAGGCGAAGAUUGAUGAAUGUCAGAAUGACCUGAUAGAAAAUCCUCCCCAGGACACCACAGACAAACAACAGACCGGUAGGCCACUAGAAGAAUCAUCAGAAGAAAAUCGUGGAGAGGGAGAUGAUGAUGAAUAUGAGGACGUUGAUGAUGAUGAAGACGAUGAUGAAUAUGAUGAUGUUGAAGAAGAAAUCCUGCUGGAGAAGCGUGUGACCUUUCAGAUGAUGGAGGCCGACCAAUGGAAGAAGUGUGGGACAGGCGUAUUGAAGGUGAUUUCUGAUGAUGAUGUUAUGGGACACAGAGUGAUCUUCACCACAGAUAAAAAAGAGAAUCUCUGUAACCACGUCAUCGCAGUGGAGUCCAGCAUUGUUCUGGACAAGAAGCAGCAUUUCUGUGAGUGGCACCCUAUAGACUUUGCUACAGAUGAGCCAGUCAGAAGGGGAUUCAGGGCUGUAUUCAGUUCUGUACCCGCAGCUGAGGAAUUUCACAGACUCUUUCAGGAGGGUCGGACUCUGGCUCAUGACAUGGGGAUUUCAGAGAGAGGCGGGGAACCCCACGAGCUGAAGGUGCCAGAGGUCCACGGACAGGGAGUCAAUGACGACUGAGGGGGGAGGGGACUCAAUGACGACUGAGGGG